GCGCCUCGUCACUUCCCCUGCGCUAGUUGCCUUAGCAGCUCUCCGGGCGAACUCACUGAGCGCCGCGACCAGACUAUGACCCCAGGGGCGCUACUGUUGCUUCUAGGGGUUCUGGGGGUGCUGCUCGCCCCAGGCGCCUGCGGCUCGGAGACGGAGGGUCAACUCCGCGAGAAACUUUUCUCGGGCUAUGAUAGUUCUGUACGGCCGGCGCGCGAGUUGGGUGACAGCGUCAGAGUCAGCAUUGGUCUCACCCUAGCUCAACUCAUCAGCCUGAACGAAAAGGAUGAAGAGAUGAUCACAAAGGUGUACUUAGACCUGGAGUGGACUGACUACAGACUGAGCUGGGACCCUGCAGAGCACGAUGGCAUUGAUUUGCUUCGCAUCACGGCAGAGUCCGUGUGGCUACCUGACGUGGUGUUGAUGAACAACAAUGAUGGAAAUUUCGAUGUUGCUCUGGACAUUAACGUUGUGGUGUCGUCUGACGGCUCCGUCCGCUGGCAACCCCCUGGCAUCUAUCGCAGUAGCUGCAGUAUCCAGGUCACCUACUUCCCUUUUGACUGGCAGAACUGCACCAUGGUGUUUAGUUCCUACAGCUAUGACAGCUCAGAGGUCAGUCUGCAGACAGGCCUGGGUCCUGAUGGGCUGGAGCGGCAAGAAAUCUACAUUCAUGACCGGACAUUCAUUGAGAAUGGCCAAUGGGAGAUUAUCCACAAGCCCUCUCGGCUAAUCCAGCCUCCAGGGGAUCCUAGGGGAGGGAGGGAAGGACAACAUCAGGAAGUCACCUUCUACCUAAUCAUCCGCCGGAAGCCUCUCUUCUACCUGGUUAAUGUCAUUGCCCCAUGCAUCCUCAUUACUCUCUUGGCUAUCUUUGUCUUCUACUUGCCACCAGAUGCAGGAGAGAAGAUGGGGCUCUCCAUCUUUGCCCUGCUAACCCUUACUGUGUUCCUGCUGCUGCUGGCAGACAAAGUGCCUGAGACCUCCCUGUCAGUACCCAUCAUUAUUAAGUAUCUUAUGUUUACCAUGAUCCUCGUCACUUUCUCAGUCAUCCUUAGUGUUGUGGUACUCAACUUGCAUCACCGCUCACCCCACACCCACCAAAUGCCUCAUUGGGUCCGUCAGAUCUUCAUCCACAAGCUCCCUCUCUACCUGGGUCUGAAGAGGCCCAAACCUGAGAGAGACCAGCUGCCAGAGCCUUCUCACUCUUCUCCAGGAAGUGGCUGGGAUCGGGGUACUGAUGAAUAUUUUAUCCGGAAGCCGCCCAGUGAUUUUCUCUUCCCCAAACCCAACAGAUUCCAGCCUGAACUGUCUGCCCCGGACCUGCGGCGAUUUAUAGAUAGUCCAAACCGGGCUGUGGGCCUGCCUCCCGAGUUACGGGAGGUAGUUUCCUCGAUCAGCUACAUCGCUCGACAGCUGCAGGAACAGGAGGAUCAUGAUGCACUGAAGGAGGACUGGCAGUUUGUGGCCAUGGUAGUGGAUCGUCUCUUCUUGUGGACCUUCAUCAUCUUCACGAGCGUCGGGACCCUGGUCAUUUUCCUCGACGCAACGUACCACUUACCCCCUCCAGACCCCUUUCCUUGAGGACUGGAAGGCCGAGCCUCAGGUUCUCGGCCAGUUGAAAUGAGUCUUUUCAGGCCUUAUAACCCCCUUUGCUUCAACCUCUUCGCUAGAAAUUUCGUUUCUGAGGAGAGCACUGAAAUGGAACUGAGGGCCGGUCAGGGUGCCUUAGACCCACCUGAAAUGCUAUCAAUUUAUUACUCUUUGGAUUCUUGAGGAGGCUCCCUUGGAUAUCAAUGCCCAGGUCCCCAAUGAAGUAGAAUGAAGAGCACAAAUUAGAUUGUAAGCCUUAGGAGGGCAGGAAAUUUUUCUUGUUCAUUGUAAUAUUUCCAGCACCUCGUGCUGAUCUAUAGUAAAGGUUUAACAUUUGUUGAAUGAAGAGGGAAGAUUUUCUGGAAAGAAAUAACAUCAAUUAAUAGUUCCUACAUUUGCAUGUUGGGACCAGUCUUUUUUUUUUUUCCUUUGUUUUUACCUUCUGCAAUUGAAAAAAAAAAUUUUUUUUUCUAAAAAGCUAAGAAAAGAAAAAGUUUUAAAAACCUCUAUUCAACUUCUUGCUUUAACGCUCAAAUGAUUAAACUGCUCUGUAUCAUAGUUUCCACAUCUGUAAAAUGAAGCUAAUGAUAGUAUCUGCCCAUAGUAUAUACCAACAAUAUAUAUCAGAGUUUGCAA
Messenger RNA from Sciurus carolinensis (gray squirrel), 2223 nucleotides. It is a transcript of the gene Chrnb1, whose product is annotated as cholinergic receptor nicotinic beta 1 subunit. Gene Ontology annotation, biological process: signal transduction; monoatomic ion transmembrane transport; nervous system process. Gene Ontology annotation, cellular component: postsynaptic membrane; neuron projection; synapse. The transcript has 11 exons. NCBI's taxonomy places the organism in Eukaryota, Metazoa, Chordata, Mammalia, Rodentia, Sciuridae. The record is from RefSeq and is a predicted model, not a curated record. Gene Ontology annotation, molecular function: transmembrane signaling receptor activity; acetylcholine-gated monoatomic cation-selective channel activity. Bases 76 to 1578 code for a protein of 500 amino acids.